GCAACGAAUUUGCACAACGCCGUUUCAUUGUCGGCGAUUCCGGUAGUCUUUUGUUUCUUUUUAUCUCUCUUGAGGAACGUGUGUAUUCGCAUGCCUCCUCCACACGGAGCGAAGCGAGGCCGCAGCGGCGGUCCGCCGGGUAGGGGUCCCUCUGGUGGCGGCAACAGCAACUACCGCAGCAGCAGUGCGUCCUCUGGUCCCCGCUCGAGCUUCUCGCGCGGACGCGGUCGUGGUGGUGGCUUUGGUAGUCGCGGUGGGGUUGGUCACGGUGAUCACGACCGUCGCCAACGCGAUCGUGGCGCCUCCGCCUCCUCUUUUUCAGCCGUCAACCCGCGUAAGACAGGCGCGUUGCACCUUAAGAAGGAAAAAACGAAGUUCCACCAAAGCAAGUUUCGCGAACAGCGCAGCAGGCAGCAGCAGCAGCAGCAGCGCGAUUUCAAUGGUGCGUCACGCUCUUCUGCGGCAGGCGGUGGUGCACCCUCGCGUGCGCCGUCGUCGCACCGGACAGCGGAGGUGGACAUUCAUCUUGCUGCAAAGGUGGCUGCUGAUCUGCGAGAGAGUGUCACGCUUUUUAAAACGCGCCGCGCCAACCGCGAAGUCUUCGGCAAAGACCUCAACGAGCGUUUCUUCAAGUUUGUACCGCCGCAGCUCAUUCUUCAGCACAUGCCCGACGCCGUCGCCUCCUUCCGCACGUACCUGCCCAAGUUUGAGAAGGGGGCGCCAACGACGGUGAGCGCGUUCGCGUCGUGGUACGAGUGGGCAUCCUUCGAAGCAAACAAAGGUAAGAGCUUUGCCAAGCCGCAGGGCAAUGCAGGUCCCUACGGGAAAGACCCGGAGAAGCAGGACGAGGAGCCUGCGGAGACCAAAGACGGCGAGAAAGACGCCGGUGACGCCGCGACGGCGGACGGAAAGACGAAGAAGAUGAGUCAGACGCGUCAGGUCAUGUCGCAGACACUGCGGGAGCGAGAGCACAUGCGGGCUCUCCUUCACAUGUGUCUGCGCCACAACGCCGAGAAGCGCAAGCAGGGCCAGAACGCCUUCUUGAACCACUUCAACGCCAAGCUGAGCGAGGAGGACGUCGACACACGCAGUCUGGAGCGGCUGCGCGCCACGGCCCACCACUCCGUCGUCUACGCUCUCACCCGUCUCCUGCUCGGCAUGGUGACGGACGAUUUUGCGAUGCUAUGCCUGCACUGCCACACGCUGUAUCUAGUGCUCGCGCAGACCAGCAUAUCCCCGGCAGUGCUGCUGGAGCUAAUGGAUGAGGAGUUUGUGUUGAGCGUGCGGAUGAAGGCGGUGAAGCUGCGGCUGGAGGCCCGCGCUCGCCGCGGCGACGGUGGCAACAAAAACGGAGAGCGAGGAGCUGCUGAGGCGGCGGCUGACGACGACGACGACACCGGCAUCGACCCUGACGAUCUUAACGACCCCACCAAAGGGGAGCGAAAUCAGCGGCUGACGGCUACCGUCUUCGCCCUUGGUGCGGUGGUGGCGGCACGGAAGACGCUGCUGCCCGCCGAGGCUGCCCAGCUCGUCACCUGCCUCUCCUUCGCGUACGUGGAGCAGAAGGUGACGCGUGUGCUGUCCGCCAACGUGCUCUUCGAGGUAUUGGCGGAUCACAACGACCUCUAUCAGCAAGACGAGCCUCUUCAGUGGAUGGUUUUUGCCUUCUUUCACUACCCCAAGAUGGAGUACUACCGCCCAGAGGCCAUCCAGUUGCUGAUGCGGCUGAUCGAGGCAGACCCGCGGCCACCAGCCGGCGCGCUGCCCAGCACCGUCGAGCAGUACCUCACCCUCGAUCCGCUGAACCCCUCCACAAUGGAGCAGAUUGGCAACGCUCUCUUCCGCAAGGAGCAGGUCACUGCGAAUCACCCGAUGGUGCACCCUGUCUGGGAGGACAUCUUCGAGCUGGUCGUCCGCCGCUGCGCAAUGGGUGAGUCGAUGAAGGAGCACCUCAGCACGAUUCUGCACAACAUGAUCGUCCCCUAUCGCCGUGGCAGCGCUGACAUCCCGCGUCGCGCCCUCCUCCAAAACCUUGUCGCGAAGCUUGGCCAGAUUGCCGUGCAGUCCGACAGCGCAGAGCAGCGCAUAGAAGUGCUGAAGCUCGCCAGCACGCACGUUGGCUACGGCAAGCGCACGGCGGCCAAGCCGACGACGAUGCAGGAGCUGAAGCAGAUGCCCAUCUCUGGCCUCCACCACAAAGUGGACGAUCUGCUGCGGCAGUACGCCAUGAUCAUCGACCGCGACCCGGCCGCCACAACGAACCGCACGUGGGUGCUGCGGGAGCUGCGGAACUGCCUCUACGUCCCAGUGCGGGAGGGUGUCGAGCACGCCUACGUCGACGCGGCCGUGAUGCAGCUGCUGGAGUUCGGCUUCUACCCGCCGCACACCUCGAGGGACACUCUCAGCCAGAACCGGUGCAUUUACCUCUUCGCGGAUGUUUUCUCCUUCACCUUCACCGCCCCGCUGGCCCGUCCGAAGAGUUCAGUUGCAACCACCGCCGUCAUCAGCGCCUACCUGAAAGCGGAAGAGAAGUCGAAGACGCGCUACACGACGGCGGUGCAGCACAGCGCAUUUCGCAAGGCCCGCAACCGUGUCGUGGAGGCGCUCGAGGCGGCCACGGAGCAGCGCAGCGUCCUUUUCUAUGAGCGAGUCGACAUGGAGAUCUUCCUCGCACUCCUCUUCCUCGUGCUGAGCGUCGAUGACCCGACGAACAGCGACGCCGUACUCAUGGCAAAGAGCGUCAUUCCCGACAUCGCGCACUUUUACACGGUUGGCACGAUCGAAACGUUGGACCUGUUCCUCGAUGCCCUCAUGGCCCUCGUGAUGCGCGUCAGCGCCCCGCUGCACGUGAUGCCGCUCAUGUCGUGCAUCCGCCGUAUCGCGACCGGCUUUGUGCUCAAGUUCGCGAAGUUCAUCCGGGCACGCAGCUCGCUGGACAUCCUGCUGGCCCCGCUGCGCGACGCCUACCACACGGACAGCCGCGAGCAGGCCCGUCAGCGCAAUGCGAAGAAGGCGGCCGGCGCGGAGGGGGCCAACUCGAGCGACGACGAAGACGAGGAGGAGGGUGAAGGAGAAGAAGAGGAUGGUGAAGACGACGCCGCGGCGGCUGAGUUGGAGGAGGAGGCGGCGGAGGAGGCGUCCGCCGGAGGAAAGGAAAAUGAGGACGAUGAGGCCUCCGACGACAGCAACACCAGCAGUGACGCGGAGACGGAGAGCGACGACGCCACGGAUGCGGACACCGUGGCAGAGGAAGAGGAGGCCGCCGAAGGCGACGAAGCCGAUGAGACGGCCACCGACGCCGACAGCUCCGACGAUGAGGAGGGCGAAGAAGAUAUCGAGGACGUGUUCGAGGAAGAGGAGGCCCCGACCCAGCAGUACAUCGACGCCCUGAAGGGCAUGGUGGGCAACAUGGACCUCGAGCACAUGUACCCCACCGACACGGCCAACCAAGAAAAGGCGGAUGUGGUGCGUGCCAUUCGGCUGGUGACGCGCGUCGGACUCGCCCUGCGCAGCCCCAUCGUUGUGCACAUCUAUCAGGUGCUGCUCGCCGUCGCACGCGAAAACGUGAAGACGGCCGACGACGUCGUGUUUGGCGCCGCGAUCUCGGCAAUGGAGAUGCUGCUCAUGACGAAGAACCGCUACUUCGGCUCUUUUGUGCAAGCCGCGGACCUCUUCCAGCUCCUCGGUGACAUUCAGAGCUACCUGCGCAAGCUGAGCCGCGUGCUGGUGGACAAGGACAGCGUGAUGGCCAGGGCGGCGGCUGCCGCUCGGCGACGUCUGAGCACCGUGAAGGCGGUAGCCCUGCGCACCUUCCACUUUGUCGCGAUGCUCGCCUACAAGAAUCACGCCAGCGAGGAGGUGCGCAUCACGCUCAGCGAGUACUACAAGUCCGUCUUCUGCGACCGAGGCUGGGACACGAAGAAGCUGCUGCCCUCCCUCAAGAAGGACCUCUACCACUAUCGUCAGGGCUUUGCGUGGGUGCUCCUGCCGGCGGUGUUUGAGAAGUGCGAGGAGGUGGUGCCGGUGGAGGGACCGCAGCGGGUGCGCGUCUUCACGGCCUGCUGCACCUUUGUGGAGUCGAUGCUGUCGCGUCUGAGUGGGCUGCCGGUGGACCUGAAGCGCAGCGCGAGUGCUGCCAUCCGCCACUUCAUGCAGUCCUACACGGUGGCGCAGGUCUUCGCGAUGAAGCACACCCUCCCCUACAACUACCUGCACGCGAUGAAGAUGGUCCUGCAGUACAACAGCCGUGUGCAGCUGGACACCGCCUGGGUGGCCGCAGCGAUCGUCGCACCUGCCGUGGACGAUGAUGACCUCCUCCUCUCCGCCGCCUCCAUUCGGCUCCUCGGUACGAUGGAGCGCAUGUUGGGCCUCACCCCGCGCGCACGCGAGACGAAGGCCCCGUCGCCGGUGAAGGUGCUCUACCAGCAAUUCGCCAAGCAGGGUGCAAAGGAGAAGAGCGACUUCUACCGGCGCGCAAAGAAGGUGCGCAGCCGCAUCUUGAAGGCGCUGCUCGCCCACCGCAACGACGACCCAACUGACGAGGAGCGGUCCAGGAAGCGGCGACGCAAGGAGGAACUGAAGAUCGAGGACCGCCUACAGCGUCAGGUGCUGCGCAGCGCCCGCACCAAGGCGCUGACGAAAGAGGAGCGUGAGGAGAAGCGCAAGCACAUUAUGAUCGCGAAGCAAGAGCGCAUUGCCAAGAACCGCGAGCGCAAGCGCCGCCUGCACGAGGUACGUCAGCGCUCCUUUGAGAAGUGGCGCGAGAUGAAGCUGACGGCAGCGGCUCAAUUGGACGACGACGACGAAUAA
Molecule: messenger RNA, 4809 nt
Organism: Leptomonas pyrrhocoris
Lineage: Eukaryota; Euglenozoa; Kinetoplastea; Trypanosomatida; Trypanosomatidae
Exons: 1
Coding region: 91-4809 (1572 amino acids)
Source: RefSeq, a predicted model, not a curated record